Molecule: messenger RNA, 213 nt
Organism: Peniophora sp. CBMAI 1063
Lineage: Eukaryota; Fungi; Basidiomycota; Agaricomycetes; Russulales; Peniophoraceae
Source: the annotation of a GenBank genome assembly
AUGUCUGAGAAGCUCAGGGAGCUUGCCGAGUGGCCGCAGGAGCGCAUCGCCGAUAGCAAGCAGUUCCUCACUCGCUGCACAAAGCCCUCCCAAAAGGAGUUUCUUCAGAUCUGCCGGGCCGUUGCCGUUGGCUUCGCCAUCAUGGGCUUCAUCGGUUACCUCGUAAAGCUUAUUCACAUCCCUAUUAACAACAUCCUCGUUGGCGGCGCAUGA